CUCAUGAUCGAUCAUUCUACGCCAACUCUACCUCUCAAAAAAUCGCUUCUGCAUUAUCGGUAAUCGAUGCCCUAACUUCUGCGCCCGAGAUUCCCUCGAUUGUCUACACGCCCCUAGGCAUGAAAUUCAAAUAAGCAUCCUUCACAAUAAGAAAAGAGUUAAGCUACCUUGCUAUACCGACACCACCAACAAGAGCCCACGACCCUCUUUUCUUUUGCGCCUAUCUUUUUUACCCUUUCCUCUCUUUCAACCACAUCAGCUUCUUUUCUUCUUUCCUCUCUCUCUCCUUUUUGCUUCUUCCCUUCUUUUUUCGUGCGCCUCGGGUUUCUUUCUUCCCCCUUUCAUUCUCUUCGUCCUUUUCUAAGAGGGAGGUCCCAAACUCCCCCUCCCCCCUCUUGGCAAACGACGCGACCAUCACCAAUAAUAAUGUCGUCGCUCGAAGCCAAGAUCGUCGUCCUCGGCGCCCAGGGCGUUGGGAAGACGUCUCUGGUUAUGAGAUACUGCAAGGGCGCAUUCAACCCGGCUCAGAUCACUUCUACCGUCGGCGCCAGCUUUCUCACGAAGCGCGUCGUUGACUCUGACUCCGAUACCGUUGUGCGCCUUCAGAUAUGGGAUACAGCCGGCCAAGAACGCUUUCGUUCUAUCUCCCGCCUGUACUAUCGCGGCGCAAACGCCUGCAUCCUCUGCUAUAGCAUCACAGACGCACAGUCAUUCGCCGAUAUGGGUGUAUGGCUCAUGGAACUUCGACGAAACCUCCCUCACGAUGUCGUUCUUCACGUAGUCGGUACAAAAGCCGACAUUGUCGCCCGCGAUCCCUCAGCCCGCCAGGUCCCAUUCGAACGUUGUAUCGCAUACGUUGCUGAGAACCUUGCCCCAGGCAUGGGCAGCACGCCACCUCCGACCGCAACCCCUUACCACGUACCGACGCCUAUGUCAGGUGGCCAGGCGAUGUCUCCCCCGUCUAUGGAGCCUCGGAGCCCCAGCUCGAAGCGUAGCUCUGGUUUCUGGGCACAGGAAGUUGGCUGGGACGCCUGUCAUGAAAUCAGCGCCGAAACAGGAGAGGGUGUCGAGGAAGUAUUUCGUGUUGUCACACGCAAGCUUGUUGAGCAGAACCGCAAGAUGCAGCAGGCCCUUCUAAUGGCCACUGCCAUCCCUGGUACCCCAGGUUACGAAGCCGGCAUGGACGGAGGCUAUUUUGCGGGUGCAGACGCACGAGGGAGUUUCCGAGUAGGCCGCGAUCGUCGAAGUUGGCUCUUCUCGCCAGGUUUCUCGCCCGCCGUUACGGUCGAGCAGGCGGGAACCCAAGAGCAGACACAAGCAGACGGCUGGGAUCGAAAAGAGCGCAAGAAGUGCUGUUGAUUUUCUUGAUUGCCAUUACCAAACUUGACGAACGAAGACGAUAUGAUGGAAAGAGAUGUAGACGUUGUAUGGACAUAAGAAACGAGGUCAUGUCUGCAACGAAUUCCCCCACGGCAACGACGGAAGAGGAGCUUUAGGAUGGUUUCGACGACUGAGCGCAUAUGUUUGAUACCCGGUCUUUUUUCGUGUUUCUUUUUUUUUUGUUUUGUUUUAUAGGUCAUGUUUUGCGGGUUGGUUCACAGUCGGGGUGUUUUUUCGUCUUUGGUACUGGCAGCCUGGUCCCGGCUCAUUUACUAUUUCUGUACGCAAUGCAUAAUUCCUUUCCUCGUUUCUCUUCUCUUCUCUUAUCUUCAUUCAGUUCAUGCAUGGUGCAUCAGGCGGGUCAUCUUUUGUUCUACUGUUUCUCAAUUGGGAGUUGGACGAGAGGGUCAUGAGAGGUAGAUUUUUCCAUUUCUGACUUGGAACAUACUAUGCAUUACUAUUUUGUUCAAACAUGACCA
Messenger RNA from Fusarium oxysporum Fo47, 1859 nucleotides. Its product is annotated as P-loop containing nucleoside triphosphate hydrolase protein. The transcript has 2 exons. The coding region runs from base 427 to 1359 and encodes 310 amino acids. NCBI's taxonomy places the organism in Eukaryota, Fungi, Ascomycota, Sordariomycetes, Hypocreales, Nectriaceae. The record is from RefSeq and is a predicted model, not a curated record. Gene Ontology annotation, molecular function: GTPase activity; GTP binding. Gene Ontology annotation, cellular component: endomembrane system. Gene Ontology annotation, biological process: intracellular protein transport.